UUCUGUAUGGGAGACCAGGUUCAACCACAAAUAGCUAAAACAGCAGCAAAUUGAGCCUGUCCCACACCCAAAACCAAGUACCAAGUGAGAUCCUUUUAGGCUUUGCCAACUUUUGCUGAUGAUUCAUGCCCAACUUUUCCCAGCUCACUGUCCUCCUCUCUGACCUGGCCCACAAGGGAAGUCUUGACCUUGUCCAGUGGACAGAGCAGUGCCAGACCACUGGGAUGGGACAGAACCUCAUAUCCCAGCAUGCACACGCGAGCAGAGGCUUAGACGCGAAGGCGCUUCCCUGAGCUGCGGCCGUGCGGGCGGUUCUCGCGGCGGGCCGGGCGAGCGCGCGCUGCCGCCGCUACUGCGUUCGCCACGUUCCCCGCUCGCGCUAAUUGCUACAUCACGCACGGCGCUCGCGCUCACAUUCACCGCGCCAACGCCGAGCGAUGAGCUCACAGGGCGGAGAUUCGGCGGAGCAGCACCGGCGGCAGCAGUUGCUGCGUUUAAUUUAUUUGCAUUUGAAGGAGAAUGGCUACGAGAAAGCUGCCAAGGUGCUUAAAAAGCACAUUUGUCAGAAAGAAACGGAAGCGAGCGUGACACUUUAUGAAAUAUACACCGGUUGGAUAAAAACUUCAGAUGGUUUUGGAGAUACGAAGCAGGAGCCUGGACUGAACAGGGAGAGCCCCCCGAAGAAGUCGCACCUGUCGGACUAUGCCGCCGGGGUCGAGGGAGACGAAGUCAAACCCGAAAAAGGUCACAUCAUUGAGAAGACAGAAGAACCUGAAUUUAAGCCCAUCAUUGAUGAUGGAUCUGUGUCCCCCUGUAACAAACCUUUCAUUCCCUCUGUGGUAAAAAAGUCUUCCAAAAGCACAGAAGGUCACUCAGACUGCAAAGAUGACCCUGAUGGAGACCAGCUGCAGACACCCCCUGGCCAUGCCAGUAGUGUGCCUCCUUUAGUGGAAUUAAGCAAACCCACCAUCCCUCAGGAGGAAACAGUUCCCUUGACACAGGACAUGGGAGUAAAAGUUAUAAGCUCAGACAGUGAAAGUCCUGAAGAUUCAGAAGAAGAGGAGCAGAGGCCACAACAGCAGGCUGAAGGUACUACACCAAAACCCACAGCUAUGAAGACUUCAAGUGUAGCAGGGGCCAGUGAGUCUAAGAGUUCAGCUGACAGUAAUGAUUCUCAGAGAGAAGAAGAAGCACCUGUCCAGAAACCUGGGAAAACACCAGUACGUAAAUCCUCCAAACAAAUUCCAACAAAGGGAGCCACUGCAGCCCCACUAAAGUCUAGCCAGGACACCACCAGCCAAGCUUUAGCUACACCCAAGAUCUCUGCUGCCCAGAACAAGGCUGAGUGCUCUGGGAGUGAGAGCAAUGAUAACUCAGUCAGUGACCAGGAAGUGACACAAGACCAGAAAGCUGUAUCGGACAGUCCAAAUAACACCGCUACAGAGACGACCCCUGCACCAGUUAAACCCAGUUCCACCCUUGACCUAACUGCAGCCCCUUUGAAAAGAGAAGAGAGCUCAGACGGUGAUAAUGAGUCAGAAAGUGAAGAGGCAAUUCCACCAACCCAGGCCACGUCCACAAAGCCCACAGUAAACCCACCUUCAUCCACUCCAGCAGUGGUCAGCAGUUGUCAGAGUUCAGACAGUGAGGAGGACGUGUCUGUCCAGAAAGCAGUCAAAACCCCAAAAGUUAUACCUGCAGCCCCAGAAAGGCCCAGGCAGUCUGUACACAGCAAAGCUAAAGAUGCCCCUGAGGUUCCUGCUGCAGAGAAGAAAGCAGAGAGCUCAGAGAGUGAGAGUGGUGAUGACUUGGAGAGUGAAGAAGAAGCUGUUAAAGAGAGCGCUAAACCUGUGCCUGACACACCACACAAGGCAACUACAGUGAUUGUCACCCCUGGUCUCACCAAAGUCCCUUCAAAAACAGAAGAGACCUCAGAGAAUGAUGACCAAUCCGAACGUGAAGAAAUUCCACCAACACAGAAAGAAGUGACAACCUCAACAUUGACAACUACCCAGAAGACUCCAAAGAAUGGAGCUUCCGCAGCUCCACUGAAGCCCAGCCAGCACAAAUCAGCCCAGGCUAAAAAGUCACCCAAGGGUCUUGCUGUAGAGAAGUCCGAGAGCUCUGAGAGCAGCAAUGAUUCAGCGAGUGAAGAGAAAGCCGAUGGAAAACCCAACGCUGCAAAAAAGACCACUGCAGUUAUGACUCCAGCACUAGUUAAACCCAGUACCACAUCUGGUCGCACCACAGCCCUGUCAAAAUCAGGAGAGGGCUCAGAGAGUGACGAUGAAUCAGAAAGUGAAGAUGAAAUUCCACCAACCCAGAAAACCAAAAUCCCAAAAGGGACACCUGCCAAGAUUUCACCCACGAGGGCAUCUAAAACUCCAGUGAAGCUCAGCCAUCCCACACCUAUCCAGGCUAAAGGUGCAAAGAAGGCUGACAGCCCAGAGAGCAGUGAUGACUCAGAGAGUGAAGAGGUAGCAACACCACCACAACAGAAAGCUGGUGUGACACCGAAAGCUAAACUUGUGUCUGGCCCUGCAAAGACAACUGCACUGAAAGGUUCAACACCAGGUAAACCUAGUUAUACCUUGGCUCCCACCACAGCCUCCUCAAAACCAGAAGAGAGCUCAGAGAGCGAUGAUGAAUCAGAAAGUGAAGAGGAGAUUCCCCCAACACAGGUAAUGUCCACUGAGCCCACAGCAAGCACACAUUUAGCCACCCCAGCAAUGGUCAACAGGGGUCAGAGUUCAGACAGGGACAGUGAGGAAUCUGAGAGCGAGGACAACGCACCUGACCAGAAACCAGAGCUGACCAUCAAGCCAAAAGUAUGUAAGGUUAUUCCAGCAAAGUCAUUGAGUGCGGUGACCCCAGUCAGAGCCAAGACCGCACCCACCACCACCUCAAAAACAACCAUGAAGACCUCAGUAUCUGUCAGACGAAAAAAGAGUACAAGCACAGACAGUGAGGACGAGAUUCCAAGAAAGUCAGCCCCAGCUAAACGGGCUUCCAUGGUGUCAGUCAAGCCUGGACAUCCCAUUCCAAGCCAGGUUAAAGCAGCACCCAAGGCCCCUUCUAAAGAGGGAAAGGCCAAGGAGGCUAGCAGUGAUGAUUCGGAGAGUGGUGAAGACCCUUCAGCGAAGAUUGCUGUGGCAGCUUCCGACAUUUUGCCCAAGAUGAAAUGCAAAUCCACAACCCAGACUGUACAGAAGACUCCGAACGCUUCAAAAAAAGUGGCCGGUGGCAGUGAGGACCUGUCCGAAAAGGACGCAUCUCUUGAAAACUCGGCUUUGAAGACUCCCAAAGCUAAACUACGUGCCGUCGCUCCAGAACUUUCAUCUGACAUCAAGAGCAGUACAACCAAGGGCACUGAGGAUGGUGCUUCCAUACUCGUUCAGGAAGUCUCAGCAAUAAUGGAUUCUGAACCUGACAUAUUAGGGACAGCAUCUUCUGAUGCAGCUCCCAAAAACUCAAAGGACGGUGAUGUCAUUGCAGAGGAGCUCUCCCAGACUUCUCUGGACCCAAAAGAAUCUAUGAAGAAAGCCACUGAAAGAAGGAAAAGGAGGAGGAAGAAGAAGAAGAAAAAAAAGAAAGCCUCUGUCCAAUUUGAGGAUGAGAACAUUUCCCCCACAGGCCCUGGUCAGGAGCUGAUUUUACCCAGUGGAGGAUCUGCCAUCAGUUUGGACCAGUUAAUAACAAUGCCAUGCAAAGCUUCUGAAGAGCCAGAAUCAUCUGAGACUGGUGUUAGUCUUAAGAAGGUUGGAUCAAAGAGCUCAAAGUCACUAGUAUCAGGAGUGAAUAGUGAGGGAGAGCCUGAAGUGAAAACCAUAGCAACAGAAGCUAUGCCUCAGGCAAAAAAGAGGAGGAGCACAGACAAAGGAGAUAUGGAACCGAAGAGUAAGAAGAAGAAGAAGAAGAAGAAAGGUGCAGACACAGAAGCAAACCCCACAGAGCUGGGGAACAACCCUCAUUCCGAGAACAAGCUUAAUUUGGAAGAGUCAGAAAAAGAGGCACUGACUCCCUCAGAUGAUGCAACUGCAAAGAUGGGCUCUGAUGACUCUAUGGAGUCCAACUCCACCACCCUCAUUUUGUCUGCAAAGGCCUUAAAGAAGAUUAAGAAAAUGAAGAAGAAAGAGAAGGUAAAAGUUAAGAAUACAGGGAGUAAAAAGAUUAAAGCCCACAAGACUAUGAGUGUCUUUACCUCUGUGGCUGAGCAGCUGCUGGCCAUUACCAAAAAAAAAGAAUUAAAGAAAGCUACUGCUGUGAAGAAGCCGCUAUUGGUGCUUGAUCCGCAAAAAAGGAAGAAAUUUGACAAAGACGGUACUAUAAGAUCAGAGCCAGAAUCUGAAAUUCCUGCUUUUAAGAAAAGAAAAAAGAAAAACAAAAGCAACAGGGAGGAGAAGACACCUUCAAAGAAGAAGCAAACUCAGGACACAGAAGACCAUGAGCUGCAAAUCCAAGGUCUGGCGGAGAGUACGCUUGUGAAGAAGAAAAAAAAGAAAAAGAAAAACAGAUGGAAAGACAGAGGAAAACUGAUCAAGACACCUUUCAAGGGGCCACAGGGGCUUCAUCUGGACACACCUCCACCUUUAGGGACUAGUCCAGAACCUUCUAAAGCCGCCUUGGGAAAAGUGAGAAAAAAAUCGCGUUCCUUCAGAAACAGUGAAUGAUGGAUGGGAAUUGCUGUUCUCUGCGGACCCGAGAGUAGAUGAGCUGCUGGCCAGUGAAAGAGGAUCAACUCUUCCACACGGGUUAAACUAGUGUUACUUUAUAGUGAGGAAAAAGUUACUUCAGUUUGUAUGUGCUUUCUGUGAAACAUGUUUGGUUCUAUAGCAUUUUAGCAGUAAGCAAUACUACAGAGGAUGGAAGGUUUUGUUACAGCAAUAUUAUGGAUUUAUUCAGUUUUUCUAAUUGUAUGGGAUAUUUUCAGUUAGAUGCUGCUGACUCCAGUUAAGACUAUGGAAAUGAAUUCUGCAUCCAGUGUGGAUUCUCUGUACUUAAAGGUGACUUUAUAUUUGACAGGGCAGAAACAGUAGCACACAGACUAGCAUGUGAUUAUCACUGUGCUUUGGGAACAAGGUUAUACUGACCAUAGACCACCUUACUGCAGUAGUUGAAAGGGAGGCUUUUCUCCCUUAACACAUAAUACAAGUGUUUCUGCCACACACACUUUUAGACACUGUGAAACAGGCAUGUAACUGUCAUUUUUCUGGUGUUUGUUCAUUUCAGCUUUUAAUAAAUGUUAAUUUUGCAUUAUUUGAAGGAGCAUGGUAUGUUAGAUAUUUGAACAUUUAAAGGCAGUACCUAAAAACUGACUUCAAAACAGGGUAUGGGUACAGCAGGAUGUAGAAAGGGUAACUCAUGAUAUGUAGACAAUCACACACCAAGUCACUGAAUGCUUUUGCAAUAGAAUGUUGGUAAAUUUGUCAGUAACUGAUAUCUUAAAAUGUUGCCCCAUUCACUAAGCUUCCAGUGUUGCAAUGUAACAUUUACUAUCACCAAAGGAUGUAGUUGGAUCUUCAGGGCUACAAUCUACUUUUUUUUUUUUUU
Molecule: messenger RNA, 5550 nt
Organism: Scleropages formosus (Asian bonytongue)
Lineage: Eukaryota; Metazoa; Chordata; Actinopteri; Osteoglossiformes; Osteoglossidae
Product: nucleolar protein dao-5-like
Exons: 29
Coding region: 438-4670 (1410 amino acids)
Biological process (GO): nucleolar large rRNA transcription by RNA polymerase I
Cellular component (GO): nucleolus
Molecular function (GO): scaffold protein binding; RNA binding
Source: RefSeq, a predicted model, not a curated record